CUGGGAUUUAAAUUUUAACGGCUUUCUUCCAGGUGUUUUUUGAAUUGAAUUGAUUCCAGUUACACACAAAUCAUUUGUAUUUAAGGAACGAGAAUGGGCACCAGCGAAAGUAAAAUUGGUAAAAUUCCAGAUGAAGAAAUUAGUGAAGGAAGUUUACCCUCAACACCUAUUCUGGCUCCGAAACCGCUAAAAACGUACGAACAAGAUGAAUUUGAUCCCAGAUCACCUACCGCCAAUAUUUGUCGGACACCUAUUCAGACACUACUAGCCUCAGCAGAUUUAAAUGAAACUACAGAUUCGCCAUACAUAUUAGAUUUGGACCCAAGAUCCCCUUCUGCAGAAAUUACAAGAACACCCAUUGUGAUUAAUAAAUCUGAGGACGAUUUACUUAGGAAAGUACACAGAAGAAACAUAAAAAAAACUGAACAGCAGUCUAAAAUAAUUGGACCCAAAUUACUAGACAGCAGCCCAAUUACUUCAAAACCCGAUGCAAACAAAAGAAAAUCUUUUGUUGGGGUGCUUGAGACAAAUAUUGAUUUCACUGAAACCGACAUAGAUUCUGUGUUACAACAGAAAUGUAGAACACCUAAACCCAAAUGCAUUGAUGUCAUUAAAAAUGAGGAUUUAGAUCCUAGAUCACCAACAACAGAUUUUAUCAGGACCCCUAUUCAAAUUGCUAAGAAAAUUGGUGAAAUUGACUUGAAUGAAAAUGAGUCUGAACUUCAGAAAAAUGAAAAGACUGAGCCUAUUUCAGAGGAAGUUGUGACCAUAGAAGAAACAGUUAAAGAAAAUAAAGAAGACAAUAUUGAGAUUAUAAAAGAAAAUAAAGAAGACAAUAUUGAGAUUAUAAAAGAAAAAGUAUCUACUACAAAUGUUGAUGCAGAGAAACCUACUGUUUCAACUGAAAACAUGAACGAUAAGAUUACAAUAGUCAAAGAAGAAGCUGCAGUACCUACUGGGGAAGAGUUACCUAUCAAAGUAGAAGAGAACACUACUCCAAAUAAUAAGGAGAAGACAGAGAUGAUGACAACACCAUUAGCUAAUUUGACUCGUGAUGUUAAGGAUUUUGAUAAGAAACUGUCUGAAUUGAUAUAUGAGGACAACAACCUUGUAGUGUUGCCCAGAGUUAUCAAACUUAGGGAAACUAACCGCAAUCCACUGGGUGUUAGAAAUUCAGGUGGUGAUUUUAAUAAGUAUGGUCAGGGAAAAUUGAAAGUCAGUGACAGACCUAGGAAGUUUGAUGGAGCAAUCAAAAAGACUGAAUGUGGUAGCAAAAUUCCUGUGUUUAAGGAAAAAAUGAGCAGAAAGAAUAUGGUUCAAUGUGAGAAUACACCUCCAAGGAAUAUGGAGAAGCAUUUUAUGAAAGUCAAAAAAUCUCAGUGGGAUAAUGGUGAUAAUACUUUAAUUAUUUAAUUUUAUAAUAAGUUAAUGGUCUGCCUGUAAAUUGCUUCUGUUCUUGGUUGUCUUAUUUAUUUUUUGUAUAUUUUGUAAUUACAAUAAGUGAACAUAAUUUACUGACUGACAUUAGUACAAAAGUGUUGUUAUACAAUAUUUGUAUUUUUCAAUUGUAUUCUAGGAAAGUAAGAUAUUUUAAGCGAUUUGUGUAUAUUUAAAUAGUAUACUUUUAUUGAAAAUCAUUGACUUUGAAUAAAAAUUUCUAGAAUAGAA
This is a messenger RNA of Aethina tumida (small hive beetle), 1668 nucleotides long. Its product is annotated as cell division cycle-associated protein 3-like. The record is from RefSeq and is a predicted model, not a curated record. The coding region runs from base 94 to 1413 and encodes 439 amino acids. Lineage: Eukaryota; Metazoa; Arthropoda; Insecta; Coleoptera; Nitidulidae. The transcript has 2 exons.